This is a messenger RNA of Meriones unguiculatus (Mongolian gerbil), 309 nucleotides long. Its product is annotated as protein FAM24A-like. NCBI's taxonomy places the organism in Eukaryota, Metazoa, Chordata, Mammalia, Rodentia, Muridae. Bases 4 to 309 code for a protein of 101 amino acids. The transcript has 2 exons. The record is from RefSeq and is a predicted model, not a curated record.
AAAAUGUUCGACGAGAGGACGAAGGUUAUGAUCGGCAUCGCGAGCAGUUUGCUGAUUGCUGCAGUUAUGCUGAUAACUGUUGUCUUCUGCCUUUACUUGAAAAUAUCCAAGGCACUGAAAAUCGCAAAGGAGGCACAUGCUGCUGAAGACUACUAUGAGUCAGGCAAGGUCUCCAGACACAAGAACAUCCCGAUCAAACCCAUUCUGGCUGAGUCCUGUCGUGACCUCCAGUGCUUUGAUGACUACAACAUCUAUGCAGAAGUUAGCUCCCUGCCACCUUGCUUUUGUGGCACAAAUGAGGGACUCUGA